UAUAAAGUAAAAUGGUUCAAUCUUCAACUAACACUCACAUUCGUCAUUUGUUGCUAAAUAACAAGGAGAAGGCUGUAAAUGUUGAAUGUAUUUUAAAUCAAACAGAAAUCAUCUCCCAACACAUUGCUAUUUUAUUUGCUAACUAGGGAGAAAGUAUCAAGAAACUUGUGAUUACUUGAGUAUUUCAAAAAAAAAAUUGCAAUCUUCAACACACUCAAAUCAUUUGUUGCUAAAUAAGAAGGGAAUAUAGAAUACCAUUCUCCAAGGAGUAAUGCUUGGGUCCUGCCUUAUCAGGACAAGAAUUGUCCUCCAUGCUGACGUGGCCCAAUCAAAAUUUGCCACAUCUCUAUUGCAUUAAAAAAUAUAAAACAUGGGUAUAACCCAUUUAACCGACCCAUUUUAAUUUCUCUCUCCUUGUUUCUCUCCCAUCCCGUACGUUUCCCUUUCUUUAUCAGAUCAAUCUCCCAUCUCCCAAUGUAUUGUCCUCACUAGAGACGGAAGCUCACGAACUAGAAAAGUAAAUCAGAGAUGAUGCAAUUUGCAGAGUUUGUAGAAUAGCAUCAGUGAAGAUGUAGAAGAAAAGCAGAAGAGAAACCGUAAUCUCCAAGCAACCAAUUGUCCCCAUAGAACCAGGUACUUCAUCCAUGAUGAUCUAAAUCUACUUCUGCAAUUCACAUGAAUUUGAUAAUGAUGAUUCAAUCUCCCUUUCUGAAAACACAUCCUCACCCUUCAAUUUAAUUCUUCUCCUCAACCUCUGCCUGCUACCCAAAUCUGUCAUCAAAGAAAUUAUAUAUACUUUAUAGUUGUGUAUAAAUUAUAUGCAUAUAUUUAUAUUUACGUAUAUGACCCAGAAUUAGUCAGAAAAAAAAAUCGAUGAGAAAGGACAAAACAUGGUUAAAGAAAACGUCAGUCUGAGGAUUUUUAUUUAUUUAUUCAUUUAUUUAUUUUCGUUUAUGCAUUACAAUGAAUUCAUGUUCUUUCCUUGAAGGUUAGAAAUUUACCCUUGUUUUGAUCUGAAAAUUUUACCCUUGUUUUGUUUCUCUCACAUCAUGCUCAGAUCUCCAUGUUACAUUAUCGCCUCCAUUCACAAAUCCAAACUCUAGGAAGCAACCCAUUGAUUUCAGACAGUGUUCUGGUUUUAGCAAGGAUUGAUUGGCAUUUUUCGAAGUAGGUAUGUUCAAACAUUAUAUUUUUCAAUGCAAAUUAUUUUUUCUGCUUUCGAAAAGCUUAAAUCAAGUAUGGUUAUUGUUGAAUUUUUGUUCAAAAUGAGUUUAAUUCAAGCUUAAUUAUGUUUAAAAAAAAAAUCUGUAUUCAGUGACUAAUGCAGGAGAUGGAUUACAUAGGCUUAAGCAGUGAGCCAUCGAAUAGUUGUGAAGUUGAUAUGGAAGAUGAUUGUCUUUCUUCUUCUAAUGAGUGUUCCUCAAAAAAAAGAAAUUCAACAAAAAAAGGAUGAGCCAGAACUUGGAAUGGAGUUUAGUUCAGAUGAGGGCGCAUACCAGUUCUACCUCAACUAUGGUAGUAAACUUGGUUUCGAUGUAAGGAGAAAUCAUCACAGGAAAAAUAGAAAUGGGAUUAGUACUAGGGUUACCUUUUGUUGCUCAAAAGAAGGUAAAAGAAGAGAGAAUAGAAGAAAAAAUCUUUCCUACCAUCAACCCAUAACUAGAGUUGGUUGUGAGGCUCAAAUGACUUGUCUACUUCAAAAUAAUGGGAAAUUCAAGGUUGUGUCAUUGAACAAAAGUCAUAAUCAUGACUUGGUUAGAACCCCCAUGAAACAUAUGUUGAGAGUUAAUCGAAGUAUUUCUAAGGCUCAAAAAGCACAUGCUGAAGAUGCAGACAGGUCGGGAUUACCAAUAAAAUUAUCUAUGGAGUUGAUGAGCAGAGAAGUUUGGGGGAGAGAGAAUCUUGGUUUUCUAGAUAAGGAUUACCGAAAUUACAUAUAUAGAAAGCGAAAUAUGGCAAUGGAAAAAGGUGAUGCUGGAGCUAUAUUAGAGUAUUUUCAUAAUAUGCAGCUGAGGGAUCCAUCAUAUAUUUACUCACUACAACUUGAUGUGGAUGAUAUGAUUAUUAAUAUUUUUUGGGCGGAUUCACGCUCAAUUAGUGAUUAUGGACUUUUUGAAGAUGUUGUGUGUUUUGACACUACUUAUCGGAAAAAUGAAUAUGGUGGACCUUUUGCAACAUUUAUUGGGGUGAAUCAUCAUAAGCAAACAGUCUUAUUUGGUGCAGCUUUACUUUAUGAUGAAACCACUGCAUCAUUUAAGUGGUUGUUUGAGACUUUUCUUGGUGCAAUGUCUGGAAAAUAGCCUAAAACGAUUCUUACAGAUCAAUCUGUUGCAAUGGCUAAAGCAAUAUCAGAAGUAUUUUUUGAAUCUCAACAUAGGCUAUGUGUUUGGCAUAUUUAUCAAAAUGCCGCGAAGAAUUUGAGCCAUGUAUUUCAUGCAUCAAGCCAAUUUGCUCAUGAUUUUGGCAACUGUGUGUAUGAUUAUGAAGAUGAAGAUGAAUGGCUAUUGGCAUGGGAAAGUAUGUUGGAUAAAUAUAGUCUCAAAGAGAAUAAAUGGUUAAAAGAGUUAUUUGAAGUAAGAGAAAAAUGGGCAAUGGUUUAUGGACAACACACUUUCACUGCUGACAUGAAAACUACUCAACGUAGUGAGAGCAUGAAUAAUGUGUUGAAGAAUUACUUAAAGCCAAAGCUUAAUCUUUUGCAUUUCUUGGAGCAUUAUGAGAGGGUUUUGAAUGAUCGGCGAUAUGAAGAGCUAUUUGCAGAUUUCAAGAUGAUGCAAAGCAUGCCUGAUUUGUUAACUAAUGUGGAGACUUUACGUCAUGGUGCAGAAAUUUAUACUCCAAAAAUUUUCAAAUUGUUUCAGGAAGAGUACAUGAGGUUGGGUGAUUACAAUAUAUACAAAGUGGCUAAGGAAGGGUCAAAAGUUGAAUACAAAGUAUCUUGUGUUGGAAAAUCUCGAGAACAUGUGGUUAAAUUUGAUGUUCCAACACAAACAAUCACUUGUAGUUGUAUGAAGUUCACUUUUAUUGGAAUUUUAUGUGUCCAUGCAUUGAAAGUGUUGGAUAAGAAAAAUAUAAAAAGGAUUCAAUCUCAAUAUAUCAUGAAACGAUGGACAAGAGAUGCAAAAGCAAGGACUAUCACCAACUAUCAUGGAAUUGCUGCCAGUGACAGUCCUACGGUGUCUGUGGGAAAGCGUUAUAGCCAUUUGUGUCGAAAUUUUCGUGAAAUUUCAUCUUUAGCCUCAGAACACGAGAAAUUAUAUGCAUAUGCAAAUGAGCAUGCUCUUGUGUUGCUUAAUGGCUUAGAGGAGAUGAAGAAAGAAAUUUUCUUAAGCGGUGCUGAAAGUUCAGUUUGUUAAAAUGAGGAAGGUGAAAUGGUAGCUCCACGAAAUGAUUGUGUGCCAAUAGGGGUUAAAAGAAAAGCCACAGUUAGACGCCCACAUAGUCGACUAUCAAGUGCCCUUGAACGACGAAAAAAAAAAAUCGUCCCAAAACCACCAAAUUUUCAACAAGACAACAAAAUGCCACACAGGAGCCGGUUUCCAGUGUUUAUAAUUUACAAGAGCAACAAGCUGGAGCUGGACAUGGAGUUGUUCAGCAAACAUUUGAUAAUUUGACUUAAGAGCCGAUUUCCAGUGCUUAUAAUUUACAAGAGUAACAAGCUGGAGCUGGACAUGGAGUUGUUCAGCAAACAUUUGAUAAUUUGACUCAAGAGCUGAUUUCCAGUGCUUAUAAUUUACAAGAGUAACAAGCUGGAGCUGGACAUGGAGUUGUUCAGCAAACAUUUGAUAAUUUGACUCAAGUGCCGAUUUCCAGUGCUUAUAAUUUACAAGAGCAACAAGUUGGAGCUGGACAUGGAGUUGUUCAGCAAACAUUUGAUAAUUUGACUCCAAACUUGUAUCAUAUUGGCCAUGGAAUGCCUUCAGGGAUGCAGUCAGUGAUGAACUCUAAUGAAAAUUGGCUAUCCAAUAUGACUUACACACAAUUACUUCAGGAAUCUAAGAAACAUUAUGGUAGCCUUCCACAAAGCACAGAAGAAAGCAACAACUUAUGUCAAGAUAACUUGUUGGGAUAGGAUUUGCUGAAGUGUUGGUGUCAUUUUGAAGAUAACUUAUUUAAAUCAAAUAGACAUUUUUGCUCUUUUGCUCUAUUGAUUUGCUACAAUUUUAAAGGCUCAAGUCUUGGUUUAUUGUAUUUGCUAUAUCAUGUACGCUGUUCAUCUUUCUCUAUUGGUUCAGCUUGAGUGUUGGUGUCAUUAUGAAGAUACCUUAUUUCAAUCAAAGACAUUUUCACUCUUUUGCUCUA
Cornus florida is the source of this 4302-nucleotide messenger RNA. Its product is annotated as protein FAR1-RELATED SEQUENCE 5-like. Gene Ontology annotation, molecular function: zinc ion binding. The coding region runs from base 2334 to 3356 and encodes 340 amino acids. The transcript is spliced from 7 exons. The record is from RefSeq and is a predicted model, not a curated record. Lineage: Eukaryota; Viridiplantae; Streptophyta; Magnoliopsida; Cornales; Cornaceae. Gene Ontology annotation, biological process: regulation of DNA-templated transcription.